Messenger RNA from Pezoporus occidentalis (night parrot), 2932 nucleotides. It is a transcript of the gene SF3A1, whose product is annotated as splicing factor 3a subunit 1. The record is from RefSeq and is a predicted model, not a curated record. Gene Ontology annotation, cellular component: U2 snRNP; catalytic step 2 spliceosome; U2-type prespliceosome. NCBI's taxonomy places the organism in Eukaryota, Metazoa, Chordata, Aves, Psittaciformes, Psittacidae. Gene Ontology annotation, molecular function: RNA binding; protein binding. Gene Ontology annotation, biological process: mRNA cis splicing, via spliceosome; regulation of alternative mRNA splicing, via spliceosome. The transcript is spliced from 16 exons. Bases 29 to 2401 code for a protein of 790 amino acids.
GCCGCCGCUCCCGCUCCCUCGCAGCGCCAUGCCCGCGGGACCCGUGCAGGCCAUGGCGCCUGCGCAGCCAGCGCCGCCCGCCGACAGCAAACCGCCAGAAGAGGAGCCGAAAGAGGAAGCAGCCCCAGCCAAGCCUGUGGUUGGAAUUAUUUACCCUCCUCCAGAAGUCAGGAAUAUUGUGGACAAGACUGCCAGCUUCGUAGCCAGAAAUGGGCCAGAGUUUGAAGCUCGAAUUCGCCAGAAUGAGAUAAACAACCCCAAGUUCAAUUUCCUGAACCCCAACGAUCCCUACCAUGCCUACUACCGGCACAAAGUCAGCGAGUUCAAAGAGGGCAAAGCCCAGGAGCCCUCGGCUGCUAUUCCCAAGGUCAUGCAGCAGCAGCAGACUGCCCAGCAGCAGCUGCCACAGAAGGUGCAGGCCCAGGUGAUCCAGGAGACAGUGGUUCCCAAAGAGCCUCCUCCAGAGUUCGAGUUCAUUGCGGAUCCUCCCUCCAUCUCCGCCUUCGACCUGGAUGUGGUGAAGCUGACGGCGCAGUUCGUGGCGCGCAAUGGGCGGCAGUUCCUCACGCAGCUGAUGCAGAAGGAGCAGAGGAACUACCAGUUUGAUUUCCUUCGCCCCCAGCACAGCCUCUUCAACUACUUCACGAAGCUGGUGGAGCAGUACACCAAGAUCCUGAUCCCACCCAAAGGUUUGCUCCUCAAACUCAAGAAGGAGGCUGAAAAUCCCAAGGAAGUCCUUGAUCAGGUGUAUUACAGAGUGGAGUGGGCAAAGUUCCAGGAGAGAGAGAGAAAGAAGGAAGAGGAGGAGAAAGAAAAGGAGCGUGUGGCUUAUGCCCAGAUUGACUGGCAUGACUUUGUGGUGGUGGAAACAGUUGACUUUCAACCCAGUGAGCAAGGGAAUUUCCCUCCUCCCACCACUCCAGAAGAGCUGGGAGCUCGGAUCCUGAUCCAGGAGCGUUAUGAGAAGUUUGGGGAAAGUGAGGAGGUGGAGAUGGAGGUGGAGUCAGAUGAGGAAGAUGAAAAGCAAGAGAAAACAGAUGAGCCGCCAGCCCAGCUGGAUCAAGACACACAAGUGCAGGAUAUGGAUGAGGGCUCAGAUGAUGAAGAUGAAGGUCAGAAGGUUCCUCCUCCUCCAGAAACCCCGAUGCCGCCGCCUCUUCCUCCCACACCAGACCAGGUCAUCGUGAGGAAGGAUUACGAUCCCAAAGCCUCCAAGCCGUUACCACCCGCCCCAGCUCCAGACGAGUAUCUUGUUUCCCCCAUCACUGGAGAGAAGAUUCCUGCCAGUAAAAUGCAGGAGCACAUGAGGAUUGGCCUCCUGGAUCCUCGGUGGCUUGAGCAGCGCGACCGCUCCAUCCGGGAAAAGCAGAGUGAUGAUGAGGUCUAUGCCCCAGGUUUGGACAUUGAAAGCAGCCUGAAGCAGCUGGCAGAGCGCCGUACUGAUAUCUUUGGUGUAGAAGAGACUGCCAUUGGUAAAAAGAUUGGUGAAGAGGAAAUCCAGAAACCAGAGGAAAAGGUGACCUGGGAUGGCCACUCAGGCAGCAUGGCCCGCACACAACAGGCUGCUCAGGCCAAUAUCACCCUCCAAGAGCAGAUUGAAGCGAUCCAUAAGGCCAAGGGACUGGUGCCAGAAGAUGACAGCAAGGAGAAGAUUGGGCCCAGCAAACCCAAUGAGAUACCCCAGCCACCCCCUCCUUCAUCAGCAUCAAAUCCCCCUGCUAGUGCUCAGCCCAUCACAUCUGUGCCUCGUCCCCCCACAAUGCCCCCUCCUGUGCGUGCUGCUGUGGUUUCUGCAGUCCCUGUCAUGCCUCGGCCCCCAAUGACAUCUGUGGUCCGUUUGCCUCCGGGAUCUGUCAUCGCCACCCCGAUGCCCCCCAUCAUCCACACCCCACGCAUCAACGUGGUGCCCAUGCCCCCCUCUGCUCCCCCCAUCAUGAGCCCCCGCCCGCCCCCCAUGAUCGUGCCAACAGCCUUUGUUCCUGCUCCUCCCGUGGCUCCGGUUCCCUCCCCGGCACCGAUGCCUCCUGUGCACCCUCCUCCACCCAUGGAGGAUGAGCCGGUCUCGAAGAAGCUGAAGAGUGAGGACAGCCUCAUCCCAGAGGAGGAGUUCCUGCGCAGGAACAAGGGCCCUGUCACGGUCAAAGUCCAGGUUCCCAACAUGCAGGACAAGACUGAAUGGAAGCUGAACGGCCAAGUGCUGGUGUUCACCCUGCCCCUCUCGGACCAGGUGUCUGUUAUAAAGGUGAAGAUCCACGAGGCCACGGGGAUGCCGGCUGGGAAGCAGAAGCUGCAGUAUGAGGGCAUCUUCAUCAAGGACUCGAACUCUCUGGCCUAUUACAACAUGACCAGUGGCUCCCUCAUCCACCUGGCCCUCAAAGAGAGAGGAGGCAGAAAGAAAUAGGAGCCAUGGAGCCUAGAGGCAUAAAGUGGCUGCGUUGCCACUUGCAUAAUCCCAACCCUUUGAGUCUUCCAGUCUUUUAGGGGCUAUUCCCACUGCUCUAGUUUGAUGAGACAGAUGCUGAACCCUGUGUUUGGGGGAGAGGGGAAGAUAAAGGGCUCUGAAAUGUGUAAAUGGACUGACCUGGUCCGUUAGGUUUUCAAGAUUUGCUUGAAUUCCUUCUUGAAGCAACAUUGAGAUGGUGCCCAGCUCAGUACAUCCAUCUUUGAGGGAUUUACACUGACCGUCAUCUGUCUGAGUGCUGCUUGCUGCUUCACUUCACCUUUUCCUGACAGCUUCUUCCUUCUCAACACAGUUGCCAAGCCCCUUGUUCUUUCCCUGUCUUGGAUCCCUCUGCAAGAGCCUCUCAGAUUAACCCUGACUUGGAAACUUGCCCUCCCUGAGCAGGAGUGUUUGGGUCUGUGUGUGUUAAACAGCUUCGUGCUGCUUCUGUAGAGCCUCCAGUUUGUUUUAAUAAACACCUCUUGGUGCAGG